Messenger RNA from Penicillium argentinense, 1821 nucleotides. RefSeq lists its product as uncharacterized. The transcript is spliced from 5 exons. NCBI's taxonomy places the organism in Eukaryota, Fungi, Ascomycota, Eurotiomycetes, Eurotiales, Aspergillaceae. The record is from RefSeq and is a predicted model, not a curated record. The coding region runs from base 1 to 1821 and encodes 606 amino acids.
AUGCCGGCGAUUCCCAUCUCGGAACUACUGGGGAGCCAGUUUGUGCAACGCAGUGUUACUGCGCAUAAUGCAACAGAUCCAGGUCUAGCGGUUAUCUGUGCAUGGCCAGUAUCGGGCCAGUAUGGACCAGGGACUCGAGUUCUAUACUACGUACUGGUGGCAGCUUGUGUCUUUGCUCGUAAAGCAGAAUGGAUCCGGAAUGCUGGUCUGGCGGCCGUGCUGCUGUUCCCUGCCGUUGCGGCACUCCACGGAAUUGUUUUGGCGGCCUUACAUCGAGAGGGUGCCGUCGAUAUGGACGUCUAUGGUGCCUUUCAACUAUGUUCAAUUGGCAUCUUGACUGCACCAGCCACAGUGAGACUCUCCAAAACGUACUUCAAUAACCCAGGCCGCGACAUCAUCUUUCUCUGGACCGGACUGAUCCUCGCGGGGCUUCUCAGCUUGACAGUAGAGUUCAUUCGCCUAGAGUCUACGAUCUGUCCGCCUGGUGACCCUGCAACCAUCCAAUGGCUUAAAAAUGGCACCUUCUCGUACGAAAGCAAGAGGAGGGGCCUUUCUCACCCCCUGAGGCAAGGCGCUGCCGCCAAUAUCUACGUGAUCGAGGUGCCUCAUGAAUUGUCAUUCAACACAGCCACUCUCCUCGCCGCUGCUUGCUGCGUCCCAGCAAUACUCUCACUAGUCUCUACCUGGAUCAAGAUCCUCGAGAAAAAUUGGGAGAAACUGUCAGCUCGAAAUCCACCGACCGAGAAACCUGAUGAGCAGCCGAUUAGUGGAACAAAUGGAGCCACGCCCAAGCAGAUGAACUGGAUUGCGAUGAGAAUUCGAAGCUGGUUGACUCUGAUCGAAAUUCCGGUAUUUUUCGCCGCAGUCCUCGCCAUUUUGGUCAAGGGUGAGAUGAACUUUUUCAGCAAGCAACUGAUGUAUCAAACCGAGCCGAUCACGAGCAUUGGCCAGUGGGCACCCAUUGUCGGUACGGCGCUUGCAGCGGUCGGUUCUCUAUAUCUUCUUCUAACGGCCGACAUGGACGCCGAACAGAAUCAAAAAGCCGAUCAGGAAGCGCCAUCAAAUGCCGAAAGUGGCAACCCAGAGACAAUCAUCGGUCAAUACUAUGAUCCAGAUAGUCCCGACAAUAGUCCACGCCACAGCUCGGCAGGCAACGACGAUCGACGCUCUGAGGAUGUCACUCGAACGAUGACGUCAACUACUAUCUCACAAAGGAUCCCCCGUACAACCACAAACCAUAGCGAGAUAUCUGUCGACCCAGGUGGUCGACGAAUAGUCGCCCGCUGGCUCAAUUUUUUGAGUAUGCAGAUGGCCGCGAAAGCUCACGACCAAUUCCAAGACUCCGGUUUCCACGCCAAAGAGCGCUCGACGUUUCCCGAGGUCCCAGGCGAGGAAUUUCGAAACAAUCGUCUUCCCGACUUCCACAAAGCGUAUAGCAACUCCCCGAUUCCUCGCUCUAGGGCUAGCAGCUUUAUUGGAUCGGAGUCUUCGAAUGGCGAGGGUAAUUCCAGGAUCCCGGUAGAUAUUGCGAGGCAUUUAUCGUUGCCUGGUCCUUCUUCGUCGCGUCCGGUGACUCGCCCGCAGCAUGCGUAUACUCUGCCGUCUAGGACUUGCUCGAGCGAGGCAUCCCGUGGACUUGACAUACAGAAUAUAUCCAGUGUCCAGCGUGCGAGCAUACCUACGGAGGUUAUCAUGAGUAGGCCGGAUGUGAGCAGAGCAUCGUCCACUACCAACACUAGUCCUGGUACACCGGCUCCGAGUGGGAAGACACCGCCUAAGAUUGUGGUGUCCUCGAACUCGGGGUUUGAUUUCUUGGUUUAG